CAGACUGAGUAGGAGGAGGUGGGGCAAGGUGCGACAAGGCUGAUAAUAUCAGCUUGUAAAAGGAAAACAAAACAAAACUGUAAAACAUCCACGAAUACUUCCUACUGCCGCCCCAGCGUCACAGGCUGUUGAACAAAAGCCAUGGACCCGCAGUACUUCAAGUCUCAUACAAUGUGUUGGGGUACCCUUGGAACGGUGCGACCCUUCUCCAGUUUCCACCCACAAAAAGAUGUGUUAGUCAUCCAUGAGGCACUGGAGAAAAAAGAUGCAGGCGCUCUUGUGAGACUCUUAACCAAUCGCAACAACGCGCAGAGACAGGAAAUCGCCAAAAUCUUUAAAGAGGCAACGCAACGGGACCUGGUGGCUGGCAUGAAGAAAGUUCUGUCUGGAGAUCUGGAGACGCUCAUGCUAGAGCUGAUGAUGCUUCCUACGCAACACAAGGCUCAUCGCCUGCAUCGGGCCAUGGCGGGUUUGGGUACAGACGAAGAAACCAUCCUGGAGAUAUUGUGUACGCGAUCCGUCAAGCAGCUCCGAGACAUCAGCGCUGCGUAUAAACUAUUGUACAAAAAGGACAUGGAGAAGGAAUUGAAAGGAGAAACCAGUGGAGACUUUGCCAAGCUUUUGUUGGCUCUUAUGAAUAAAGAAGAAGUUGCAGGUUUUGUUCAGAGGGAUAUUGAGGCUCUCGCUGCAUCACUAAAUGGGAAAAAAGCUGAUGCGGCUCCUUGGAUUGACAUACUCACCUCUAGGGACUUCAAUCAUCUUGACCAAGUGUUGAUGGGGCUGGAGCGUGAGAGUCGACGGAUGGUGAUUCCAGCUCUGGAGAAACGGUUCUCAGGGGACAUCCGGCUGGGAUUGAGUGUUUUAGUGCAGUGCAUUCGAAACCCUGAUGUCUACCUUGCCAAAAGACUAACAGGCAUGAAGGCACCGGUAGUCCAAAGCAUCAUGGUGUCCCACAGCGAGGAAGACCUACUCUGUAUCAGAGUUGCCUUUCGCAAACUAGCAGGCGAUUCUCUCUACACAACCCUGCAGAAACACUUCAAGGGGGAUCAUUUACAAGCUCUGUUGGCCAUCUGUCGAUCUGAAGACUGCUGAAGUACAUAAGAAUACGUUUUUUUGUGCAUAUAUUUGUGCUGAUUAAAAAAAAGCAAUGGAGUUGCUAAA
Molecule: messenger RNA, 1161 nt
Organism: Entelurus aequoreus (snake pipefish)
Lineage: Eukaryota; Metazoa; Chordata; Actinopteri; Syngnathiformes; Syngnathidae
Gene: anxa14
Product: annexin A14
Exons: 13
Coding region: 142-1092 (316 amino acids)
Cellular component (GO): cytoplasm
Molecular function (GO): calcium-dependent phospholipid binding; calcium ion binding
Source: RefSeq, a predicted model, not a curated record